Messenger RNA from Durusdinium trenchii, 1533 nucleotides. The record is from the annotation of a GenBank genome assembly. NCBI's taxonomy places the organism in Eukaryota, Dinophyceae, Suessiales, Symbiodiniaceae.
AGCUUCAGAGCUGGCACCUUUUCCAAAACCAAAGUGCUUUCCGCCAGCAGCAUUGAUCAUGGUGUCAUUGCGCAUCUGGAGCAUAUCAUUGCAGCUACAGCUGGCGCUCCUGGUUGCUGGUAGUCAGGAUACAGACUUGCUGGCACGGGACGAUGAAUGCGCUUCUUCCAGCUGCGCUGCCAACGCCUUGCAGCUGCACGGUGCUGUACAAAGUACUGACCUUGGAGACCUUCCAAAUUCCAGCACUGGAGAGUGUGGUGAUUGUAUGAUGUCCAACUCAGAAGGACUUGACGAGAACAUGCUGGGUGCUGGUCCCCGAAUUUGGCAUUACGCCCAAAAUUGCUGGACCAUGUGCGGCCGCAAGUCCGGUAGUUGCCCCCAUUUCUGUGGCCCUGGCAACGCUUGCUGCCGCUACCGCUACCCUGGACCACCGGAAUGCAGUGGCGUUGGAUUUUGGCCGACUUUGUCCUACCACACCUGUGUCAUCAGCCCAAUUCCACCACCUCCUGCUCCGGCUGUCUCUGAAGAUUUGCCUACCUUGCAACCUGCAGAUGGUGAGGACCAGAGCGGGCUAAAGAUGAAAGAUAAAGUCAAGAGCAAUUCGUAUUUGCCUCACCUCAGAUCAUUGGCCCUGCCAAGCUCAGCACCACUGCUUGAGUUUUACGUGUACCGGGCCAUGAGUGACUCUAGUUAUCCACUGGAGAAUGUGAACGCUGCCAAUGCUGCAGGUGUAAUGUGGUACCUUCAUAAUGAGGUGAUUAUCUUUACCCCGCGGAAGUUUGGCAUUACGCGAAUUGUGCGCUUCAAGGUCCAGUACAAAGCUCCGCAGCCCUUGUUCCAGAAAGGUAUGGACUUUGGGGUGCGCUAUGCCUUCGACAGCGGGAAAUGCACUGGCCCUGGGGAUUGCGCUUCUGAUUUUGAUAAGUAUGGUUACUUUGUCGGGUGCAACUUGGUCUAUCAGUUUCCCACAACCCAAUUUGCCGACGCCAAGUACUACGGCAAGCCUGCUUGGUAUAGCUUUCCCGGACCUUGCUACAGCAAAAGCUACAAAGCGCACACAGACGCGUGUGUGGCAGCAGAGCCUGGUGGCGCAUGCCCUGGUGAGCCUGAUGGGAAGGGUGAUUGCACAUACCACUACGAGCCAGCAGGGCAAGUCACGGUAGAUGAGGUUGUCGGCAUAAAGGACUACACCUCGUUUAUGAAAACUGGGGGCAGAGAGUACAUCGCUGGCCUGGGCUACGGGCAAUCAAUUUGCCGCUAUCGACCCUGGCUUUGCGACAAAGGCAUUGGCACAGCAUUUUGGAACAACAAGCACAAUGAGGCCGACAACCAGCAACGAGUGCAAAGACUCCUAGAUACAUUUCAGCAAAAGUAUCCAGACAGCCCAAUUUUGCCUGAUGUGCCAUGCGACUUUGAGCAGUACAAGUUUUACCACUGAAGAAGCUAGCAGCUAGAUCUUGAAUGGAUCGAGCCUGGAAUGGAGUGGCCUUGACUGGCACGAUUUACAUAAUGUUUAAGAAGAACAAAAUCAAA